AUGGCAACGUUUGUGCUGGAGAGUCUUCCAACGCUGCUGGCGCUGGCCAUUCUCGGCCACCUGGACGUGCCAGAGGUCCAAGACUACGUUAGCGCCGCCGCCCUCUCGACAAUGCUCACGACAGUGACGGGGAUUUCGGUCGGGAACGGGCUCAUCUCGGCCAUGGACACACUGAGUUCGCAAGCCGUUGGCGCCAAAAACCAGAGCUGCUCGGACUCCACCUGCGCACGGGUGUACUCGUCGUCGGCUGCAUAUGUGUUGAUGGUCCUCAUCAACGUCAACGCUCAAAGUAUCCUGGAGAUGCUCGGCCAGGACGCCAGAGUGGCCUCUCUCGCUGGCGCCUACUCCCGCAUCACGAUCUUCGGCCUCCCCGGACUCUAUCUGUAUGAGCUCGCCAAGCGCACGCUGCUGGCACAGAACAUUGCGUCGCCGAUGGUGCACAUUGCGCUUCUCAGCAAUGGCAUCUACAUUGCGCUCGCGUACAUCCUUUGCUACCACUCGUCCCUGGGUUUCUACGGCGCCGCAUUUGCCUGGCUUGUCUCUUAUUGGAGCCUCGCGCUCCUUACGCUACUGUACCUCUGCGUCUCGUCCGCGCACCGCUCGUGGGCGCUGGAAGCCACGAGUUGGCGACAAGCAAGUAUACACGCGCCUGCUUUCUUGCAGCUCGGUGCCGCAGGCAUGGCGAUGAUGCUCAUGGAGUGGUGGGCGUUCGAGCUCAUGGCACUCCUCGCGGGCAUGCUUGUCCAUCCUGCGGUGGCCAUUAGCGUCCACGCCAUCGUCGCCAACGUCUCGUCAUCGGUUUAUAGCAUCUUUUUGGGUGUCUCGGUGGCCACGGGUGUCCGCGUCGGGCAGUUGAUUGGCGCCGACAACGUCACGCACGCCAAGCACAUGUCGGCACUCGGUCUCGGGCUCACAGCGGUCACUGGUGUGCUCGUCGCUCUCGUGCUCGUGGCGGCUCGGGCCUAUAUCCCAACGUGGAUC
Molecule: messenger RNA, 981 nt
Organism: Saprolegnia parasitica CBS 223.65
Lineage: Eukaryota; Oomycota; Saprolegniomycetes; Saprolegniales; Saprolegniaceae
Exons: 7
Biological process (GO): transmembrane transport
Cellular component (GO): membrane
Molecular function (GO): xenobiotic transmembrane transporter activity; antiporter activity
Source: RefSeq, a predicted model, not a curated record